Molecule: messenger RNA, 1698 nt
Organism: Sinocyclocheilus anshuiensis
Lineage: Eukaryota; Metazoa; Chordata; Actinopteri; Cypriniformes; Cyprinidae
Product: transcription factor GATA-4-like
Exons: 6
Coding region: 110-1249 (379 amino acids)
Biological process (GO): cell fate commitment; negative regulation of transcription by RNA polymerase II; positive regulation of transcription by RNA polymerase II
Cellular component (GO): nucleus
Molecular function (GO): RNA polymerase II cis-regulatory region sequence-specific DNA binding; DNA-binding transcription factor activity, RNA polymerase II-specific; zinc ion binding
Source: RefSeq, a predicted model, not a curated record
GUCAAGCGAAGCAGAAAAUGCUCCCGGCGGGCGCAGGGUGAGCUCAGCCCGGUAAGACCGACGCCGAUGCUCCGGUCCUCGCGAGUGGAGCGAUCGCUCACCUGUGGACAUGUAUCGAGGUGUAGCGAUGACCGCAAACCACGGACCCGCGUCUUACGAGCCCGGUUUCCUCCAUAACGCCGCCGCUUCGCCGGUGUACGUGACGCCCACCCGGGUCACCCCGAUGAUCCCGGCGCUGCCGUACCUCCAGACGCCGCAGCAGAGCAGCCCGGUGUCCGCGCACUCGGGAUGGGCGCAGGCGGGCGCGGACACGGUCGCCUCUUACAACUGCACCGGCGGCCAGCAUCACUCUCCGGUCUCCAGGUUCACGUUCUCCACGAGCCCUCCGUUAAGCUCCGGGGUCGCGGCGGCGCGGGAGACGGCGAGCUACUCCAGCCCGCUGAACAUCUCCGCCGGCGGGAGGGAGCACUACGGUUCCCGCGGUCUGAGCGGAUCCUAUCACGGCGGAUACCCGGCUUACGUGAGCCCCAACAUCGGAGGCUCUUGGGCGGCGUCGCACUUUGACAGCUCCGUUCUGCACAGCCUCCAGAGCGGCGGAGCGCCCGGUGCAACCCGACACCACAAUUUAGAGCUGCUGGAUGAUUUCUCUGAGGGUCGUGAGUGUGUGAACUGCGGGGCGAUGUCCACUCCUCUGUGGCGGCGGGACGGGACGGGUCAUUACCUGUGUAACGCCUGCGGUCUCUAUCACAAGAUGAACGGGAUCAACCGGCCGCUCAUCAAACCGCAGAGACGACUGUCUGCGUCCAGACGGGUUGGUUUGUCCUGCACUAACUGUCAGACGACCACAACCACUCUCUGGAGACGUAACGCAGAAGCAGAGCCGGUCUGCAACGCCUGCGGACUCUACAUGAAACUUCACGGGGUUCCUCGUCCUCUCGCCAUGAAGAAAGAGGGAAUUCAGACCCGCAAACGCAAAGCAAAAAACAUCAGCAAGUCCAAACCUGGGUCAUCUGAGGGUCAGACGGUGUCCAGUGCUAUGAACUCCAGUCCCACAGAAGAACCGUGGCCCAUAAAGACGGAGCCGGACACGGCGUCACUCUACACACACCACAACACAUCGAUGAACACACCGGUCUCUGUGUUUCUGUCGUAUAUGGGAACUCCAAGCUCAAGUUCUGCUCUCAAACUUUCUCCAAGUGGAUCUUCCAGCUCCAAAAGCGAAGUGUGGAACAGCCUGAUUCUAGCAUAAGAAACCAAGAUCUUCCCGUGAAGGCGUCUCUCCCUGCAGAGCUCCGAGCAGAAGAACUGAUCUAUCGGGUGCCAGAACCAGCGAGUUUCAGUGAUGAAAUGAAGACACAGAAAUAUCUCCAAUGUGUAGACAAUCAUGGAAAGAUACUAAACGUACAGCGAGACCUUCACAUCAACAGAUCAGUAGAAAACCCUGGACCUGAUUAUAAACGUGCUGUGAAUCGCAGGAACCAAGACCCUUCAGUCCCAGAAGAUCACGAGAACAUUAUAUAACCUGAACGCUCCAGAUCACGGCUUGAUGGACUCAUAGCAUGUGCUUUACUCAUCUUUAAGACAUUGGUUUCAUUCAUUUUAAACCAUUUGAGUGGCAUUCAGUUGCUAUAAGUAUACGUGUUAGAGCAAUAGUUCACCCAAAAAUGAAAAUUUGCUCCAUCCGAGAUGUGAAUGAGU